CUCAUGGUCGCCUUCUCCGCACUUCAAUGAAGAAAGAUAUUCUCCCGCUCCGAGGAAUAUGAAAGGAUUAUCUGGUAGUCGCAAUCAACCACAGUUAUGUUCAGCUCAUACUUGUGGCUUAGCAUCCCCUGAAGAUUGUGACCAUACCCACGACCAUAUCCACCAUGGGCAGGAGCCGAGGCCGUCGUACCUUCUCAGCCCCACGGAGAGUUGCCCGCUGGACCACCACCGUUGCUCCCCACGCAGCUCCAUUCAUUCCGAGUGCAUGAUGAUGCCCAUGGUAAUGGGCGAUCACAUGUCGAGUAGCACUUUCCCCAGAAUGCACUACAGCUCACAUUACGACUCGAGAGACGACUGCGCCAUGUCUCACGGAAACCCUAAGAUUAACCGUAUUCCUGCAAACCUUUUGGACCAGUUUGAGAAACAGCUUCCCCUUCACCGGGAUGGGUUUCACACCUUACAGUACCAGCGGACCUCAACAGCUGCGGAACAACGCAGCGAGAGCCCGGGAAGGAUACGCCAUCUCGUUCAUUCCGUCCAGAAACUUUUUACUAAGUCUCAUUCUCUGGAAGGAUCAUCCAAGGGCAAUGUUAAUGGAACAAAGGGAGACAGUCGAGGGGACGAUCAUCACCAUGGACACCAUUCCAAGCAUAGCAAAAGGAGUAAAAGUAAGGAGCGAAAACCAGAAGGCAAGCAUAAAUCUGGAAUGAGUAGCUGGUGGAGCUCUGAUGAUAAUUUGGACAGCGAUAGCACUUACCGAACCCCUAGUGUGGUAAAUAGGCACCAUGCAGAUCAUAUAUCCCAUUGCUAUCCUGAGGCACUCCAGGGGCAUUUUGGGGAUCUCUCAUUGAAGACUUCCAAAAGUAACAAUGAUGUGAAGUGUUCGGCUUGUGAAGGGCUACCAAUGACCCCUGACAGUAAAUAUAUGAAAAGGAGUUCUUGGUCCACGCUCACAGUAAGUCAGGCUAAAGAAGCUUAUCGCAAGUCAUCACUGAACUUAGACAAGCCUCUGGUUCAUCAGGAAAUCAAACCUUCCUUGAGGCCGUGCCAUUACCUUCAGGUACCUCAGGAUGAAUGGGGAGGAUAUCCAGCUGGUGGGAAAGACGAAGAGAUCCCGUGCAGAAGAAUGAGAAGUGGGAGCUAUAUUAAGGCCAUGGGAGAUGAAGAAAGUGGAGAUUCUGAUACUAGCCCCAAGACAUCGCCAAAAUUAACAGUUCGACCAGAGUCAUUACUAAAAUCCAUUGGACCAGCCCUAACAGACCUCCCAAGUAUAAGGGUCUCUAUAUCCCAUCUGCUCUUGCAGCUGGUGGUUCAGAGCUACCUUCAAACUGCAAGUGACGUGCCUGGGGGUCACAACCUGGAUCCCUCUGCAAACUACAAUUCCCCAAAGUUUCGCUCAAGGAAUCAGAGCUAUAUGAGAGCAGUGAGCACGCUCAGUCAGAUGAGUGAAGCAGAGGUUAAUGGACAAUUUGAAUCGGUGUGUGAAUCAGUGUUUAGUGAAGUUGAAGCUCAGGCAAUGGAUGCCCUUGACCUCCCCGGAUGUUUCCGAACAAGAAGCCACAGUUACUUGCGUGCCAUUCAGGCAGGCUAUUCCCAGGAUGAUGAAUGUAUACCUGCGCUGACAUCUUCCAACAUCACCUCAACCAUCAGACACCUAGAAAAUUCAUCUGUGUCUGUAACUUAUACAAGUUACAAGAAAACGCCGCCACCAGUCCCGCCUCGUACCACCUCCAAGCCGCUGAUCUCGGUCACGGCGCAGAGCAGCACGGAGUCCACGCAGGACGCGUACCACGACAGCCGGGCUCAGAGGAUAUCCCCGUGGCCGCAGGACGGGCGAGGGAUGUACAACUCCACCGACAGCCUGGACAGCAACAAGGCCAUGAACCUGGCCCUGGAGACGGCGGCGGCGCAGCGCCACGCCGCCGAGAGCCAGAGCGCCGCCAUCCGCACCAGCGACAAGGCCAUCCUGGUGAGCAAGGCAGAGGAGUUCCUCAAGAGCCGGCGCUCCUCUAUAGGCAUACAGGUGGAAACAGCAACUGAUUCAGAUACUGAAAGCAGAGGCCUGCGGGAAUACCACUCUGUUGGAAUCCAAGUGGAAGAUGAAAAACGGCACGGACGAUUCAAGCGCUCAAACAGUGUGACAGCAGCUGUCCAGGCUGACCUGGAGCUGGAGGGUUUUCCAGGACACAUCACCAUGGAGGAUAAGGGACUUCAAUUUGGCUCGUCAUUCCAGCAGCACUCGGAGCCCAGCACACCCACCCAGUACAGUGCAGUGAGAACUGUCCGGACACAGGGACUGUUCAGUUACAGAGAAGAUUACAGGACCCCAGUGGACACCUCAAACCUCCCACCUCCAGAGCCCUGGCUGGAGCCAGCCAUCGAGACAGUAGAGACUGGUCGAAUGUCUCCUUGUCGACGGGACGGAUCUUGGUUCAUGAAGUUACUGCACACUGAAACUAAGAGAAUGGAAGGAUGGUGCAAAGAAAUGGAAAGAGAAGCAGAAGAAAAUGAUCUUUCUGAAGAAAUCCUAGGUAAGAUCCGAAGUGCUGUUGGAAGUGCUCAGCUCCUCAUGUCUCAGAAAUUCCAGCAAUUUUAUUGGCUUUGUCAGCAAAAUCUGGACCCGAGUGCCAUGCCAAGACCAACUUCCCAGGACCUUGCAGGUUUCUGGGACUUACUGCAGCUCUCAAUUGAAGAUGUCAGCAUGAAGUUUGAUGAACUGCACCAGUUGAAACUCAAUGAAUGGAAAAUAAUAGAAUCACCUGAAAGGAAGGAAGAAAGAAAGAUUCCUCCUCCUGUACCAAAGAAGCCCCCAAAAGGAAAAUUCCCUAUCACAAGAGAAAAAUCUCUGGACCUACCUGACAGACAACGGCAAGAAGCCAGGAGACGGCUGAUGGCUGCCAAGCGAGCAGCCUCUUUCCGGCAGAAUUCAGCCACAGAGCGUGCAGACAGCAUUGAGAUCUAUAUCCCAGAGGCUCAGACCCGGCUUUAAAGACAGAAUGCUGCAGAGUUCCUUUUUUUUAAACAAAAUGCUUGUACAGUUUGUCACUUACCUGGUAAUUUUUGUCUCAUUCUCUCCACUAAAUAUGCCCUUGAUGUUGUGUUCUUUGUGCCAUAAGCACAGUGGAAUGCUUUCGAUUUCCUCAGAAUUUGCUGAGCUCACCGCAAGAACGACUUCUUUUUGUAUUUAUUGUCUGACUUACAAUCAGCUACAAUGGAUAGGGCUUGUCAAGACCUGACUUAUCCAAUAUAUUCUCAGAGGACAACAAGAAACACCUCUUGAGAUGGAACCCAGCUUACUUUUUGUUAUUUAUAUUUUUAUAAAAUGUGUGAUAAUUAGGGAUAAGAAUAACAAACUAUAAAUGGGUGCAUCUCACCAUUCACUAGAGGCAUUAGCUAAUCCAAGUAGAAGGUGCUACAAAUGUAAAGAGCAGUAAAGAAAGAACCCAUUUAUCUCCUUGACCUCCAGUUUCUUUUCCUAGAAUCCAGCUAACAUAUUUACCCAUGUGCUCUGCCACUCUUCUCAUCUUUGUUACUGCAAAAUUACAUUAGGCCUCUCAUCUCAUUCGUGUUUCUGGAGAUGAACAGGGAUAUCGAGCCACUAAAACUCCAAAGUUCAUCAGAAACCAAGAAGCAUACAAGUCUGGUGAUAGUGGGAAUGUCCACUGAGAAGCGUUUGCUGUUAGCAGUAUAACGACACUCUGAAACAAAAGCAGAAGUGUAAUGCAAGAGGACUUGAGUGAUGGGUGAAAGGAAAACGGAAGCCUUAAAAAGUUAGAUCUUCUGUAGUAAGAUGAGUAAAGAAAAGUUAAACUCGCUCCUUUGGAACACUCAUUGCAUUUUUAACAGUUCUUUUACAUGUUAAUAUUUAUUUUAAAAACCUUCUCUCUUUCAU
Messenger RNA from Prinia subflava (tawny-flanked prinia), 3892 nucleotides. RefSeq names its product DLG associated protein 2 (gene DLGAP2). The coding region runs from base 59 to 2989 and encodes 976 amino acids. Gene Ontology annotation, molecular function: molecular adaptor activity. Gene Ontology annotation, cellular component: postsynaptic specialization; glutamatergic synapse. The transcript has 13 exons. The record is from RefSeq and is a predicted model, not a curated record. Gene Ontology annotation, biological process: signaling. Lineage: Eukaryota; Metazoa; Chordata; Aves; Passeriformes; Cisticolidae.